This is a messenger RNA of Lathyrus oleraceus (garden pea), 1235 nucleotides long. RefSeq lists its product as uncharacterized. The coding region runs from base 108 to 1037 and encodes 309 amino acids. The transcript is spliced from 2 exons. The record is from RefSeq and is a predicted model, not a curated record. NCBI's taxonomy places the organism in Eukaryota, Viridiplantae, Streptophyta, Magnoliopsida, Fabales, Fabaceae.
AGGUAUGCUUGUUUUUUCUAUUCUUAUUCUAUUUUCAAUGCUAAACAUUAUUUAUUUAGAAACACAUUACAAUUUUUCAUUUGCAUCCAAACUCAAACCUUAUCAAAAUGUCUUGGUUUCUUACAAUUUUGUUUCUCACUCUCACAUUUGGUACAAAUCUUUCAGAAGCAAAACAUGUCAACAAGAAGCUUCAUCCUUCGCCUGCUGUAGUUGGCACUGUCUUUUGUGACACAUGUUUUCAACAAACUUUCUCUCAAGAAAGCCGCUUCAUUUCAGGUGCAUCAAUAGCUGUUGAAUGCAAACUAGGAAAAACAAAACAAAGAUUCUACAAAGAAGUGAAGACUAAUGAACAAGGAGAAUUCAAAGUAAAGCUACCUUUCUUAGUGAGAAAAAAUGUGAAGAGAAUCAAAGGGUGUAACUUCAAGUUGUUAAGUAGCAAUGAACCAAAUUGUGCUAUUGCUUCAACUUCCACUUCAUUUUCACUAACCCUAAAGAAAAAGUUGCAAGAUGAACACAUUUUUUCAGCUGGAUUUUUCUCAUUCAAGCCAAUAAAACAGCCAAAAUUUUGUGACCAAAAUAAGCAUAGUACUCAAAACCCUAAGAAAAAUGAAGUUGAAGAUUUUUUCUUUUUUCCUCCAAACCCUUUGAAUCCACCUUUGGUUCCUAAUCCAUUUCAACCACCUUUGAUUCCUAACCCUUUUACACCACCACCAUUGAUUCCUAAUCCUUUUCAACCACCUAGUCCACCUUUGAUUCCAAAUCCAUUUCAACCACCAAGUCCACCACCAUUUCUACCUAAUCCAUUUCAACCUCCUCCUUCAAGUCCUCCACCACUCCUUCCAAAUCCAUUUCAGCCUCCACCAUCAACUCCACCACCUUUCUCUCUCUUUCCACCAAUAGUAGUACCAGGUAUCACUCCAUCACCACCGCCGCCGCCACCACCAAAAUCAAUUUUACCAUUUCCUUUUCCUCCACUAUUCCCACCUCCUCAUAGCCCUGGCUCACCCCCUACUUCCUCAACAAAAUCUUCUCCUUGAUUAUAAACAUAUUGCAGACUACAAUUUAAAACUAUGAUGAUAUUAAUGUAUAAUUUACUUUCUUUUAUUAUGAUAUAGUAUAGUGAGCUAAGUAUGAGGAUGAAUAUGUCACAUAUAUAGUGACUACUGCCAAAAAAGUUGAUACAUUAUUGAUAUGUUUGUAAUUGGUAAUAGAUAUAAGAAUAUCGUUAUCUUAUA